UGCUCUUAGCUCCAACUAGCCUUGGUGGUUUUUGUUUUCUGUUGGCCAGGAUGACAAAGAAGAGUGGUUAUGGGAGGGCUACGCGUGAUGCUCACCAUGACCAAUCCAAGGACCAAGGUGACCAUUCAGUGAACUCGUUCAGAUUUCAGAAGAUCACGGGAGAAGCAAAUCAGCAAAAGAAGCAUGGACAGAGCAACAGUUCAUCAGGGCACCAAGCUCCUGCAGCUGCGAAGAGGAAGACGUGGAAGAAGUAUCUGACGUUCCUGUCGAUGUUCCACAACAAGAUGAAGCACAAAAAGUCGGAUACCAAGGCACCAACCGGCUUCAAGCAGAGGAGGAACUCGAAGCGCUCGCCCUGUCCAGUGCUCCAAGAAUGCAGCAACCUUGUCCGCGUUAUCCAGCGGACGGCGGCAGAUUGCUUCGCUGCGGCGGCGUCCGGCGCUGGUGAUGAAGACGAGCUGCGUUGUUACAUGCAGCUUGACCAGGUGAGCUACGGCGUGAAGAGGGAGACCUUCGGACCGAUCUACCUGGUCACAUGAUAUUUGGUGGUCUCAGCGCUAACUGCUUCACUGCUUCGUCGUUCAGAUGCCAUGGCAAUCUUCUUGCUUGCAAAACAAAACAAAGUACCGUCGAGCAAUUGAGUGAUGUCCUGAUUGAACCGAGAGUCAUUCCUUUGUCAAUUCUUGCUCGACAUUGUUUUUCAUUCUGGCAACUCGUGUGUUACUCUUCCAUUCUGCUGGGAAACUAGACUGGCCUUGAUCA
Panicum virgatum (switchgrass) is the source of this 762-nucleotide messenger RNA. RefSeq lists its product as uncharacterized. NCBI's taxonomy places the organism in Eukaryota, Viridiplantae, Streptophyta, Magnoliopsida, Poales, Poaceae. The transcript is spliced from 2 exons. The coding region runs from base 51 to 539 and encodes 162 amino acids. The record is from RefSeq and is a predicted model, not a curated record.